UCAACCACCGUGAUCCCUCCCUCCUUCAGCAUCCCAAGUCCUGAGGUCCCAGGGAGGGGAGUGGGGCUGAGAGUUGCCACCCCCAAGCACAUUCCUGCCCUUCCCUCUGUCAUUUUCCUGCCUCUGAGCUGGCCCACCUCGGCAUUAGCUCCUUGGAUUCCUCUCCCGGGUGCCUUUCAGAUCCAACAGAAACAUUUUUUUUUUUCCUGGAAAGCAGAACUAAGAGCAGCAUGAGGACUAGGGGUGGAAAGGGCUCAUCGUGAGCAGGAAGGAGCUGGGGGGCAAGGGGGAGCGGUGGGAGAGUCAGGCUGAGACCAGGAGAGGGUUCCAAGCUCUGCUUCCCUGAUGAUGAAGGCUAGACUUCAGGAUGGACUUCCCAGCUCUUGAGAAGAUAGACCCAUGUGUGACUGGGGAGCAACGGCAUCUCUAGCUGCAUCUCCCCUUUCUGGUUCCCCAGCCCAUCGGAGUCUCGCCUGAAGAUCUUAAAGGGGUGGGCCAGCCUUCCCCACCCCUCCAUCCUCACUCUGAGAUGUCCUUCUGAGGCGUCAUCCCAACCCUCAGCUUUCUGGAGACUGGACCAGGCUUCUGUCCCUGCAGAGCGCACCCCCUUCCAAGCCCAGAUGCCUGAGUAGAGUGUUUACUUCCGGUCCCCUCCUCCCUCACCCCGGGGCAAUCAAGGGAGGAGCGAUGGAGAAGUGGGCAGGCAGGCUCUGGUUGUGUCUGGUGAUGCUUCUGUCCCUCCCCGAGCUCUGCCUGGAUCAGGAGGUGUUGUCUGGACACUCUCUUCAGGCAUCCCCCGAGGAGAGCCAGGCCCCUGAGGGUGUCUGGGGUCCUUGGGACCAGUGGGCUUCUUGCUCCCAGCCCUGCGGGGUCGGGGUGCAGCGCAGGAGCCGGACCUGUCAGCUCCCUACAAUUCAACUGCCCCUCCCACCCCGGCCCCCACGACAUCCAGAAGCCCGGAUCUUUCGGGGUCAGGGCCUCAGACCCCAGACCUCCCGGGAAACCCUUCCCCUGUACAAGCCACCGCCUCGGGGAAGGGGUGGCCCCCUUCGAGGUCCUGCUUCCCAGUUAGGGAGAGAGGAGGCCCAGGAGAUUCAAGGAACCAGGAGGUCCCGGGUUCGAGACCCCAUCAAGCCAGGAAUGUUUGGUUAUGGGAGAGUGCCCUUUGCUUUGCCGCUCCAUAGGAACCGCAGACAUCCCAGGAGACCACCCAGAUCUGAGCCCUUGAAGACCUCAGAUCUUCCACCCCUGACUCCAAGAGCAGAGCCUUUCUCCGCAAACCACACCCCACCGACUGAGCUUCCUCCUACGGAAGCGUCUGCCCACACCCUGUCCCCCUCAGCAGAGCCCUCAAGUCCCGAAGCUGCUCAGGCAGAGGUGCCGCCUAGAACCAGGGCUGCCCCUACACGGCUGCACCCCAGCGCCCAGGCCUCUGGCACUGAGCCCUCCGGGUCCCCCCCAGCCCCAGGAGAAGGCGGCUCCUUUCACGUGUCCUCUCAGCCACGAAGACCAAGUUCCCAGGGCUGGGCCAGCCCCCGGCUGGCAGAGAGACCCCCUGAUCCCUUCCUUUCUGCCCCUCGGAGCCGAGGGCAGCAGAGCCGGGAGCACUGGAGACCUGGGGGGAGUCUUCACGGGUCCCUGAUGGAGCCCGCCCCUCCCCACCCAGAUGGCUGGUUGCCUCUGCUGAGGGCUGGCCCCCACUCCAGCUCCCUGUGGAGCCUCUUCGCUCCCAGUAGCCCUGUCCCAAGAUGUUCCGGGGAGAGUGAGCAGCUGAGAGCCUGCAUCCAAGCGCCCUGCCCCCCUGAGCAGCCAGACCCCCGGGCCCUGCAGUGUGCAGCCUUUGACUCCCAGGAGUUCAUGGGCCAGCUGUACCAAUGGGAGCCCUUCACGGAAGUUCAGGGUUCCCAACUCUGUGAGCUGAACUGUCGUCCCCGUGGCUUCCGCUUCUAUGUCCGUCACACCGAAAAGGUCCAGGACGGGACCCUGUGUCAGCCUGGAGCCCUAGACCUCUGCGUGGCUGGACGCUGUCUGAGCCCUGGCUGCGAUGGGAUCCUCGGCUCUGGCAGGCGUCCAGAUGGCUGUGGAGUCUGUGGGGGUGAUGAUUCUACCUGUCGCCUCGUCUCGGGGAACCUCACUGACCGGGGCGGCCCUCUGGGCUAUCAGAAGAUCCUGUUGAUUCCUGCUGGAGCCUCACGGCUCCAGAUUGCCCAGCUCCGGCCCAGCUCCAACUACCUUGCACUUCGAGGCCCUGGGGGCCGGUCCAUCAUCAACGGAAACUGGGCUGUGGAUCCCCCUGGGUCCUACACAGCCGGUGGGACCGUAUUCCGGUAUAACCGUCCUCCUCGAGAGGAGGGCACCGGGGAGAGCCUGUCCGCCGAAGGCCCCACGACCCAGCCUGUGGAUGUCUACAUGAUCUUUCAGGAGGAAAACCCAGGUGUUUUUUAUCAGUACGUCAUCUCUUCACCUCCUCCAAACCUUGAGAACCCCACCCCAGAGCCCCAGACCCCCCAACUCCAGCCUGAGAUUUUGAGGGUGGAGCCCCCACCUGCUUCAGCAGCCCGCCCUGCCCGGACCCCAGGCACCCUCCAGCGUCAGGUGCGGAUCCCCCAGAUGCCUGCCCCACCCCCUCCCAGGACACCCCUGGGGUCUCCGGUCGGAUAUUGGAAACGGGUGGGACACUCUGAAUGCUCGGCAUCCUGUGGAAAAGGUGUUUGGCGCCCCAUCUUCCUCUGCAUUUCUCGUGAGUCAGGAGAGGAACUGGACGAACGCAGCUGUGCUGUGGGCACCAGGCCCCCAGCCUCCCAGGAACCCUGCCACGGCCCCCCGUGCCCACCAUACUGGGAGGCCGGCGAGUGGACAUCCUGCAGCCGCUCCUGUGGCCCUGGCACCCAGCACCGUCAGCUACGCUGCCGCCAGGAGUUUGGGGGUGGCGGCUCCUCAGUGCCUCCCGAGCGCUGCGGACACCUCCCCCGGCCCAACAUCACCCAGCCCUGCCAGCUGCGCCUCUGUGGCCACUGGGAGGUUCGUUCCCCCUGGAGCCAGUGCUCUGUGCGGUGCGGCCGUGGCCAGAGGAGCCGCCAGGUCCGCUGUGUCGGCAACAACGGUGAUGAAGUGAGCGAGCAGGAGUGCGCCUCAGGCCCCCCGCGGCCCCCCAGCCGAGAGGCCUGUGACAUGGGGCCCUGCACCACGGCCUGGUUCCACAGUGACUGGAGCUCCAAGUGCUCAGCCGAGUGUGGGACGGGGAUCCAACGACGUUCUGUUGUCUGCCUGGGGAGUGGAGAGGCCCGUGGGGUGGGCCCAGAGGAAUCAGGAGUCGGAACUGGUGAGCAGACCUGUGCCCCCGGAAGCCGCCCCCCUGACAUGCGGGCCUGCAGCCUGGGGCCCUGUGAGAUGACGUGGUGCUGGUACACGGGGCCCUGGGCCGAGUGCUCCUCCGAAUGUGGCUCUGGCACUCGGCGCAGAGACAUCAUCUGUGUGUCCAAACUGGGGGCUGAGUUCAAUGUGACUUCUCCUAGCAACUGUUCCCACCUGCCCAGGCCCCCCGCCCUGCAGCCCUGUCAGGGGCAGGACUGCCAGGACCGGUGGUUUUCUACACCCUGGAGCCCGCUGGGGUCUCCCCAGUGUUCUCGCUCCUGCCAGGGAGGCGUGCAGACGAGGGAGGUCCAAUGCCUGACCGCCAACCAGACCCUCAGCAUACGAUGCCCUCUUCACCUGCGGCCCUCCAGGAAACGAUCCUGUAACAGCCAACCCUGCAGCCAGCGCCCUGAUGAUCAAUGCAAGGACAGCUCUCCACAUUGCCCCCUGGUGGUGCAGGCCCGGCUCUGCGUCUACCCCUACUACACAGCCACCUGUUGCCGCUCUUGCGCCCAUGUCCUGGAGCGGUCUCCGCCAGAGCCCGCCUGAAAUGGGUCCGGGAGACCCUCUCCUCAAGGAUUUCUCAUGCCACCAUCAGUCACCAUCAAUCAGCCUAACUUGUACCCUCUAGCUCUCCAGCCUGUCCUGGUCUCACUAGGGACGUCCCCCAGGGUGGUCGAGGGUGGUGAGAUGACUGACAGUUACUGUGUGGUGGUGUGAUGGUGUGUGCACCUGCCCCCAAAUGUGUAUCUGGGCCUGUGUGGAUGUGUCUGCGCUCGGACAUCUGUAUCACUUCCCCAAAAGAAGUUAAACAGACAGAGAAGGAAUGGAGAGGGGACGAUGCCUGUUUCCCUGAGACUUCUAGGCUGAGAGGAAAGCAGGUUUGUAGCCUUUGGGGAAUCCAAGCUACUCAGAGUCUGGCCUCUCCAUCAGUCCCAACUUUGUGUCCUAAACCUCGUUUUUCCUGUUCAGGCCUCCCAUCUUCUAAAGCACCCUUUUGUCUCUGAGCCCUUCUCCCCUUGCCUAGUCUCUCUAUCCCUCCCUCUCAUAGUUAGCUAGGGAUGGGGGUCAGCCGUGGCCAAUCCUGCCUUUCCCCAGGAAGAGACUAUCCCUCCGGAGCAGGGACCCGCUGGGCAGAGGCUGGAAAACGGAAAGGUUAGAAUAAGAAAGCCUAGCCCCUGCUCCCACUCCCCACCUCCUAAAAUGGUUCCCAACUAAUUUAUUUUUUAUUAAAGAUGAUUAUGACAAAUGAGAAA
Messenger RNA from Camelus dromedarius (Arabian camel), 4610 nucleotides. RefSeq names its product ADAMTS like 4 (gene ADAMTSL4). Lineage: Eukaryota; Metazoa; Chordata; Mammalia; Artiodactyla; Camelidae. Gene Ontology annotation, cellular component: extracellular matrix. The record is from RefSeq and is a predicted model, not a curated record. Gene Ontology annotation, molecular function: metalloendopeptidase activity. Bases 688 to 3903 code for a protein of 1071 amino acids. The transcript has 18 exons. Gene Ontology annotation, biological process: extracellular matrix organization; proteolysis.